UUUAAUUAAUUGAAUAAUAUGGCUUUAAAUCCACCAAUUACUUAAACUGGAGUUCCAUUAAGAGUUGAUCAAGAGUUCUUUAUACUGUAUAGAAAUGAAAUGGAAGGAGAAUUUAAAAUUGAAAAUAUUGGUAAGUUUAGUGCUAGAGGAAAAGUAAGAAUUUUUGUUUAAAAUAAGGUAUACGUAACAACAUGUAGAAUAGUAUUCGUAAGUGACAAAUUUUAGAAAGACUCAUUUAAGUCUUUUGAUAUUCCUUUGGCUUAUUUAAGUGCAGAGAAAUUUCAGUAGCCAAUAUUUGGAAGUAACUAUUUGGAAGGGAACGUGGAUCCUUUAUACAAUCUAUUACCAGGAAAAACACAUUUUAAAUUAUGGUUCAAAGCAGGAGGUUAGAAUAUCUAAUGACAUUAGGAUGUGAUAAGUUUUUAAAGAUACUAGUUAGUGUGUUAACAUAAAUUAGAAGAUAGAGAAGUUCUGGAUAACGAGUUCCUGAUGCUCGAAUGAUGGAAAACUUUGCAAGAUCAUAGAGUCAAGCCUAUAUUGAUCCAAAUGAUCCAAGUAUUAUCUAUGUAUAGCAACCUCAUUUAAAUUAAUAAUCUUAUGGAAAUACUACAUGGGGCAUUCCGUAAAAUCCAACUUAGGUUUCUCCAAUUGGUGGACCUAAUUAUGGAAUGCCACAAUAAUAAUAUUAACAAUCCCCCAUAAAUACACAGUAUUAAUAGCCUCCAUAAAACAAUUAACAAUUUUCACAGAUGCCAUAAUAGAAUGUCUAAAACGGUCCUUAAAUGGGUAUUCCUGUAAAUUACAAUAAUGGUUAUUAAGAAUAUCCUUAAUUAAAUAACAAUUAACCUUAACCUUAAAUCUAAUAACCUAAUCAAAAUAAUAAUUAAGUUCCAAAUCCUUAUGUUCAUUAAAAUUAAACAUAUAAUUAGCCUAUUAAUCCAUAUCUUUAAGCUAAUCAAUAGCAAUAGUAUUAAUAACCUCAAUAAACUUAUGAACAACCUUAAUAAUAAGCCUAUUAAAAUUAAGUUCCUUUAAAUUAGAAUUUAUAAUAUCCUCCUCCUCAAUAGGAUUAAAAUCCUUAUGUUUAAGUUCCAGCAUAAAAUAAUGAUUAAGUACCUUAAAAUUAGCAAUAACCAGAUUAAGUUAGAAAUUAACCAAAUACAGCCUAUUACUUCGGUUUUUGGGGUCCAUAAUUACAAUCUAACUAAAAUGCAGUAUUAUGAAAAUUUAAUAAGAUAUAUAUAAUUAU
Molecule: messenger RNA, 1249 nt
Organism: Paramecium sonneborni
Lineage: Eukaryota; Ciliophora; Oligohymenophorea; Peniculida; Parameciidae
Source: the annotation of a GenBank genome assembly